CGCACUGGUGAGACUUUCGACUCCACUAAAUUUCCUUUUCUUGCAGGUGAAGCUCACGUCUCCCGGCCGCGAAAGCGGGAAAUAGACUAAUUAAUUUUCCUUGCACGGAGGUUUUACGUUUUCCUGCCACGAAGGCGGGAAAUCCGCAGCGUAAUAAAAUGGGCUCCUCCUGUAACUGCUCCGUGUGCGAGUGCGUCACUGCGUCCAGCGUCCACUUCGGUGUGCGUGACUGCGCAUUUUCCUCGCGGCAUCUUCUCCGUCCCGCCCGCGGGAGGCAGCACCUGCCCGCCUCUGUUCGACGGAAUGGCACAGUGGGACGCGCUCGUGGACGCCGCGCUCGCGAGGCUGCAGUCCAUGAACCUCCUGCGCGCCACGCGUCCAAUCGCCCUCGCGCCACCGCCUGCGCCGCCUGAAACCUUCGACGGCCCCGGCCCAUGGGACCGCGCCGCCGUCGAGAUCCGGCUCGACGACGCAACCCUCCUCCAAUGGCUCGCGGAAGGUGGUGAGGCGGAUUGUCAAGAGGAGAUGGCUGAGAAGCUCAUCCUGUUCUCCGGGAAUGAUUACAUGGGCCUCAGCUCUCAUCCUGCAAUCCGCAAGGCUGCAGUGAAGGCAGCUCAAGAGUACGGCAUGGGGCCGAGGGGCUCUGCCUUGAUAUGUGGCUAUACUACUUAUCACAAAUUGGUAGAAGAAUCUUUGGCAGAGUUGAAGAAAAAGGAGGUCCAGUAUUGCAUUUUAAUUUAUGAUUGCCUUCUUUGCCCUACAGGAUUUUCUGCCAACAUGGCUGUGAUGACUGCUCUGGGAAGCGUAAGCUCUCUUUUGUCUGUUGGGAGAAAACCUGCAGAGGUUGAGAGAAUCGCAGUUUUCUCGGAUGCUCUCAACCAUGCUUCUAUCAUCGAUGGAAUUCGUCUUGUUGAACGACAGCAGGAAGUAGUAGCAUUUGUCUACAGGCACUGUGACAUGCAUCAUCUUGAUUUCCUACUAUUACAUAUUUUCAUGUGCAGGUCUAGUUGCUCUACGGAAAAGAAGGUUGUUGUCACAGACAGCCUGUUCAGCAUGGAUGGUGAUUUUGCUCCGUUACCUGAACUUGUCGAAUUACGCAGAAAGUAUGGUUUUCUGUUGGUCAUCGAUGAUGCACAUGGAACACUUGUUUGCGGCAAGAAUGGUGGUGGUGCACCGGAGCUGUUUGGAUGCGAAAAUGACAUUGACAUAAGUGUUGGUACCCUAAGUAAGGCUGCUGGCUGCCAGGGUGGUUUUAUAGUAUGCAGCAACCGAUGGAAGAGGCUAAUUCAAUCGCGUGGCCGCUCAUUCAUAUUUUCAACUGCUUUGCCAGUGCCGGUAGUUGCCUCUGUGCAUGCGGCUCUCCAUGUCUCAAGGAAAGAGAGAUGGCGGAGAUCAGUGAUCUGGAGGCAUGUGCAGUAUUUUGCUUCUUUGACCAAACUCAAGAUAACUAGUCCCAUAAUUUCCGUAGUAGUUGGAAGUGAAGAAGCAGCACUUAGGGCUGGCAGGCAUAUGCUAAGAUCUGGGUUUCAUGUUACACCAAUUCGACCACCCACGGUACCACAAAACUCGUGCAGGUUGCGAAUAACUCUCAGUGCUUCUCAUUCCUCGGAUGACAUCAAAAGGCUGGUCGAUGCUCUGUCACCCUGGCUCCCUGACAAACAUGCUGAGCAGACGUGUGUUAUGGCGGCAAAACUUUAAUCCGUCGGAGAAUUCAGUUUCAAUCUGUAGGAAGUACACACUUGCUUGUGCCUUGCUGGUUGAUAUGAUGAAAUGGGGAUAAGUUGAUUCUGGUUAACACGGUUAUUUGCAUACAUUCAUUUAUUUGUACGAUUGCAUCACGGCACAACGUAUAUGAUCUCCUGGUGCCCUAUAAAUUGGAUAAAGGAAGUUAAAGUUAUUCAUUUUGCCUUUGCUAUUUAUUAAAAAUGAGUCGGAAAAUUGACCGAUUAAUAUUACCUUCCCGUCGUGUUUGGUCAUUUGGAGUCUUGGAGAUUACACGACAUGAAUCCAUCCUACACACUACACUAGCGCAACAUCAUGAAGUUGUGGAAAUGUGGAGCCAGAUAAUAAAUCAUGUGAUCUUACACUGCUCAGUAAAAAGCAUCGCUGUGCCCGUAGGC
Molecule: messenger RNA, 2120 nt
Organism: Oryza brachyantha (malo sina)
Lineage: Eukaryota; Viridiplantae; Streptophyta; Magnoliopsida; Poales; Poaceae
Product: 8-amino-7-oxononanoate synthase-like
Exons: 11
Coding region: 304-1698 (464 amino acids)
Biological process (GO): biosynthetic process
Molecular function (GO): pyridoxal phosphate binding
Source: RefSeq, a predicted model, not a curated record